GCGCGCGGGGAUGGUGCGGGGCUGCGGCUCCGGCGUCCUUCGGCGCGACGUGUGAGCCGCACUGAUUUGUCCCCGGGGCGGCAGCGCGGACCCGCCCGGAGAUGAGAAACACCCACUCUGCCAAGUAGGCUAGGAAUGCACAGAACGACAGCCUAAGUGAUGUGUGUGUGUUCUUGAAGCAGAUGCCCCUCACCAAGCCAAGCUACCGAACAGAGGAGAAAGUAAGAAAAGGAGAGCGAAGCCACUUUGUAACAUCUGUUAGAGACUAAUGCGUCGGUUAGCAAGGUAAGAGCAACGGAACCAUGGCUCAGUUUCCAACACCUUUUGGUGGCAGCCUGGACGUGUGGGCCAUCACUGUGGAGGAAAGGGCAAAGCAUGACCAGCAGUUCCAUAGCCUAAAGCCACGAUCUGGAUUCAUUACUGGUGAUCAAGCAAGAAACUUUUUUUUUCAAUCUGGGUUACCUCAACCUGUUUUAGCACAGAUAUGGGCACUAGCUGACAUGAAUAAUGAUGGAAGGAUGGAUCAAGUGGAGUUUUCCAUAGCUAUGAAACUUAUCAAACUGAAGCUGCAAGGCUAUCAGCUCCCCUCUGCACUUCCCCCUGUCAUGAAACAGCAGCCAGUUGCGAUUUCUAGUGCACCAGCAUUUGGUAUAGGAGGUAUUGCUAGCAUGCCACCUCUUACAGCUGUUGCUCCAGUGCCAAUGGGAUCCAUUCCAGUUGUUGGAAUGUCUCCACCUCUGGUAUCUUCUGUUCCUACAGCAGCAGUGCCUCCCCUGGCCAAUGGGGCUCCCCCUGUGAUACAACCUCUGCCUGCAUUUACCCAUCCUGCAGCCACGUUGCCAAAGAGUUCUUCAUUUAGUAGAUCUGGUCCAGGAUCACAAUUAAACACAAAGUUACAGAAGGCACAAUCAUUUGAUGUGGCCAGUGUGCCGCCCGCCGCAGAGUGGGCCGUGCCUCAGUCAUCCAGACUGAAGUACCGGCAGUUGUUCAACAGUCACGACAAGACUAUGAGUGGGCACCUAACAGGUCCCCAAGCAAGAACUAUUCUCAUGCAAUCAAGUUUACCACAGGCUCAGUUGGCUUCAAUCUGGAAUCUUUCUGACAUUGAUCAAGAUGGAAAACUCACAGCAGAAGAAUUUAUCCUGGCUAUGCACCUAAUAGAUGUAGCUAUGUCUGGCCAACCACUGCCACCUGUCCUGCCUCCAGAAUACAUUCCACCUUCCUUUAGGAGAGUUCGAUCUGGCAGUGGUAUAUCUGUCAUAAGCUCAGCCUCUGUAGACCAGAGGUUACCAGAGGAACCAGUGUUAGAAGACGAACAGCAACAAUUGGAAAAGAAGUUACCUGUCACAUUUGAAGAUAAGAAGCGGGAGAAUUUCGAACGUGGCAACCUGGAGCUGGAGAAACGAAGACAGGCUCUGUUGGAGCAGCAGCGCAAGGAGCAAGAGCGCUUGGCCCAGCUGGAGCGAGCGGAGCAGGAGAGGAAAGAACGGGAACGCCAGGAGCAAGAACGCAAAAGACAACUGGAGCUGGAGAAGCAGCUGGAAAAGCAGCGGGAGCUCGAGCGGCAGAGAGAGGAGGAGAGGAGGAAAGAAAUAGAGCGGCGAGAGGCUGCAAAACGGGAACUUGAAAGGCAACGGCAACUUGAAUGGGAACGGAAUCGGAGACAAGAACUUCUCAAUCAAAGAAACAAAGAACAAGAGGACAUAGUUGUACUGAAAGCAAAGAAAAAGACCUUGGAAUUUGAAUUAGAAGCUCUAAAUGAUAAAAAGCAUCAACUGGAAGGAAAACUUCAAGAUAUUAGAUGUCGUUUGACCACCCAAAGGCAAGAAAUUGAGAGUACAAACAAAUCCCGAGAGUUGAGAAUCGCUGAGAUCACUCAUCUCCAGCAGCAGUUACAGGAGUCUCAGCAGAUGCUUGGACGACUCAUUCCAGAGAAACAGAUACUCAAUGACCAGUUAAAGCAAGUGCAGCAGAGCAGUCUGCACAGAGAUUCACUUCUUACGCUCAAAAGAGCCUUAGAAGCAAAAGAACUAGCUCGGCAACAGCUUCGAGACCAACUAGAUGAAGUGGAAAAAGAAACUAGAUCAAAACUGCAGGAGAUUGAUAUUUUCAAUAACCAGCUGAAGGAGCUAAGAGAAAUGCAUAAUAAACAACAACUCCAGAAACAAAAGUCCAUAGAGGCUGAGCGACUGAAACAGAAAGAACAGGAGCGAAAGAUAAUAGAAUUAGAGAAACAGAAAGAGGAAGCCCAAAGACGAGCUCAGGAGCGGGACAAGCAGUGGCUGGAGCACGUGCAGCAAGAGGAUGAGCAUCAGCGGCCAAGAAAACUCCAGGAUGAGGACAAGCUAAAGAGGGAAGAGAGUGUCAAGAAGAAGGAGGGCGAGGAAAAAGGCAAACAGGAAACGCAAGACAAGCUGAGUCGCUUUUUCCAUCAACACCAAGAACCAGCUAAGCCAGCUGUCCAAACACCCUGGCCCACCGCAGAAAAAGGCCCUCUUACCAUUUCUGCUCAGGAGAAUGUGAAAGUAGUAUACUACCGAGCACUGUACCCCUUUGAGUCCAGAAGUCAUGAUGAGAUCACCAUCCAGCCGGGAGACAUAGUCAUGGUGGAUGAAAGCCAAACUGGAGAGCCGGGAUGGCUUGGAGGAGAAUUAAAAGGAAAAACAGGAUGGUUCCCUGCAAACUACGCAGAGAAAAUACCAGAAAACGAGGUUCCCGCUCCAGCCAAACCAGUGACUGAUGUGACAUCUGCCCCUGCCCCAAAACUGGCUCUGCGUGAGACGCCUGCUCCUUCAGUGGUGAGCUCUUCCGAGCCCGCCACCACCCCCAACAACUGGGCCGACUUCAGCUCCACGUGGCCCAGCAGCACGAAUGAGAAACCAGAAACGGAUAACUGGGAUGCGUGGGCAGCCCAGCCUUCGCUCACUGUCCCCAGCGCCGGCCAGUUAAGGCAGAGAUCGGCCUUUACUCCAGCCACGGCCACCGGCUCCUCCCCUUCUCCUGUGCUAGGCCAGGGUGAAAAGGUGGAGGGCCUACAAGCACAAGCCCUGUAUCCUUGGAGAGCCAAAAAAGACAACCAUUUAAAUUUUAACAAAAAUGAUGUCAUCACCGUCCUGGAACAGCAAGACAUGUGGUGGUUUGGAGAAGUUCAAGGUCAGAAGGGUUGGUUCCCCAAGUCUUACGUGAAACUCAUUUCAGGGCCCAUAAGGAAAUCUACAAGCAUGGAUUCUGGUCCUUCAGAAAGUCCCGCCAGCCGAAAGAGAGGGGCUUCCCCGGCCGCGAAGGCCACGGCCGCUUCGGGAGAAGAGUUUAUUGCCAUGUACACUUACGAGAGUUCUGAGCAAGGAGACUUAACCUUUCAGCAAGGGGAUGUGAUUUUGGUUACCAAGAAAGAUGGUGACUGGUGGACGGGAACAGUGGGCGACAAGUCCGGAGUCUUCCCUUCUAACUAUGUGAGACUUAAAGAUUCAGAGGGCUCUGGAACUGCUGGGAAAACAGGGAGUUUAGGAAAAAAACCUGAAAUCGCUCAGGUCAUCGCCUCAUAUACUGCUACAGGCCCCGAGCAGCUCACUCUGGCCCCUGGUCAGCUGAUUCUGAUCCGAAAAAAGAACCCAGGUGGAUGGUGGGAAGGAGAGCUCCAAGCACGUGGGAAAAAGCGCCAGAUAGGCUGGUUCCCAGCUAAUUACGUAAAACUUCUAAGUCCUGGGACGAGCAAAAUCACUCCAACAGAGCCACCCAAGUCAGCGGCGUUGCCCGCAGUGUGCCAAGUGAUCGGGAUGUACGAUUACACCGCACAGAACGACGACGAGCUGGCCUUCAACAAGGGCCAGAUCAUCAACGUCCUCAACAAAGAGGACCCCGACUGGUGGAAAGGAGAAGUGAACGGACAAGUGGGGCUCUUCCCAUCCAAUUACGUGAAGCUGACCACAGACAUGGACCCAAGCCAGCAAUGGUGUUCAGACUUGCAUCUCCUGGAUAUGUUGACCCCGACGGAGAGAAAGCGACAAGGCUACAUCCACGAGCUCAUUGUCACCGAGGAGAACUACGUGAACGACCUGCAGCUGGUCACAGAGAUUUUUCAGAAACCCCUGAUGGAGUCUGAGCUGCUGACAGAAAAAGAGGUUGCUAUGAUUUUUGUUAACUGGAAGGAGCUGAUUAUGUGUAAUAUCAAGCUACUGAAAGCGCUGCGGGUCCGCAAGAAGAUGUCUGGGGAGAAGAUGCCGGUGAAGAUGAUCGGUGACAUCCUGAGUGCCCAGCUGCCGCACAUGCAGCCCUACAUUCGCUUCUGCAGCUGCCAGCUCAACGGAGCCGCCCUGAUCCAGCAGAAGACGGACGAGGCCCCGGACUUCAAGGAGUUUGUCAAGAGGCUGGCAAUGGAGCCCAGAUGUAAAGGGAUGCCUCUUUCCAGUUUUAUACUGAAGCCCAUGCAGCGGGUGACAAGAUACCCCCUGAUCAUUAAAAAUAUCCUGGAAAACACUCCUGAAAACCACCCUGACUACAGCCACCUGAAACACGCCCUGGAGAAGGCGGAAGAGCUGUGUUCGCAGGUGAACGAGGGCGUCCGCGAGAAGGAGAACUCCGACCGGCUGGAGUGGAUCCAGGCACACGUGCAGUGCGAGGGCCUGUCCGAGCAACUUGUGUUCAAUUCAGUGACCAACUGCUUGGGGCCACGCAAAUUUCUGCACAGCGGGAAACUCUACAAGGCCAAGAGCAACAAGGAGCUCUACGGUUUCCUGUUCAACGACUUCCUCCUGCUGACCCAGAUCACCAAGCCUUUGGGGUCUUCCGGCACCGACAAAGUCUUCAGCCCCAAGUCCAACCUGCAGUAUAAAAUGUACAAAACCCCUAUUUUCCUCAACGAGGUUCUAGUGAAAUUGCCCACGGACCCUUCUGGAGAUGAACCCAUCUUCCACAUUUCCCACAUCGACCGGGUCUACACUCUCCGAGCAGAAAGCAUCAACGAGAGGACCGCCUGGGUGCAGAAGAUCAAAGCCGCCUCUGAACUCUACAUAGAGACCGAGAAGAAGAAGCGGGAGAAGGCGUACCUGGUGCGUUCCCAAAGGGCAACCGGCAUUGGAAGGCUGAUGGUGAACGUGGUGGAGGGCAUUGAGCUGAAGCCCUGCCGGUCGCACGGAAAGAGCAACCCCUACUGCGAGGUGACCAUGGGCUCCCAGUGCCACAUCACCAAGACGAUCCAGGACACCCUGAACCCCAAGUGGAAUUCCAACUGCCAGUUCUUCAUCAGAGACCUGGAGCAGGAAGUGCUGUGCAUCACCGUGUUCGAGAGGGACCAGUUCUCACCCGAUGAUUUCUUGGGUCGAACAGAGAUCCGUGUCGCUGACAUCAAGAAAGACCAGGGCUCCAAGGGGCCAGUUACAAAGUGUCUCCUGCUGCACGAAGUCCCCACAGGAGAGAUUGUGGUCCGCUUGGACCUGCAGUUGUUUGACGAGCCGUAGGGAGCGGCUCAGCACGUGCUUGGAGGAGGAGCGCCUACCUGAGGCAGCAGGUGCUGUCUGGCAUUUGUGUUCCUUUGCUCGGCACCCCUGGAAUUCAGCCACAGGGCAAUGGGACAGCAAAGACAGGCCCCCAGAGUGUCUAGGAAUCCUUCUUGACAAUCCUGCCCCACCCUCCAAACAACCUCUCCUGUUAGGAAACAAGACUGUGUCUUCCUUGCCCCUCACCGCAGGUGUCAUCGUGGCUUCUAGGGUCUCUGAACUCCCAGAGCCCCCAGCUAACCUCAGUUGGGAGCCUGGCUCCGCCCAGGCUCUGGGCACGGGUCUAAUGA
Molecule: messenger RNA, 5785 nt
Organism: Lepus europaeus (European hare)
Lineage: Eukaryota; Metazoa; Chordata; Mammalia; Lagomorpha; Leporidae
Gene: ITSN1
Product: intersectin 1
Exons: 40
Coding region: 303-5456 (1717 amino acids)
Biological process (GO): intracellular signal transduction; endosomal transport; clathrin-dependent synaptic vesicle endocytosis
Cellular component (GO): clathrin-coated pit; cytoplasm; plasma membrane
Molecular function (GO): guanyl-nucleotide exchange factor activity; calcium ion binding; protein binding
Source: RefSeq, a predicted model, not a curated record